GUAGGCAUCGUACGCCAUAUUUACAACGCUCAUGAUCAGUCAACAGACACCUGUCCCACCCGUGGAUGUUUUUAGGACGCUUCGGACAGAUUCGGACGCGUUACUGUUCCUUUUUGCCGAUUACAUCGUUUUGAAUAGUUGAUUUGUAUCGUUGAAUAGAACUGCACGCGUUGUAUCGUCUCGAGUGAAUAAGGCUUAAUCCAUGCUUCAUUAAAUUGGAAGGAGGAAUCCUAUGUUCACAAAUAAGAACAGCGACAAUUGCAUCGUGGAGAGAAGCUGAGGACGUUCUUUGGGCCGAAUUGAGUACCGUAUUGGGUGUGUCACGAUGCGUGCUGUCAUUUUAGUUUUGAUNNCAUUCCUGCAGACAGUUGUAGCUCAACGUACUCCGACAAUAUCUUACAUAUCGCAGGAACAAAUUAAGGAUAUUGGAGAGACUGUAGAGUUACACUGUUCCAUUCAAUAUGCGCAGGAUUAUCCUGUUUUGUGGAUAAAAGUCAACAGGGACAGUGUACACGAGCAAGUAGCACUUUCUACCGGCACUGCAUUGAUAAUUAGGGACAGUAGAUUUGCUAUUAGACACGAUACAGCAUCCGCCACUUAUGUCUUACAAAUUAAAGAUAUACAAGAAACAGAUGCUGGAUUCUAUCAAUGUAGAAUACAAAUAUCCGUGAACAAUCUUAUAAAUGCAGAAGUAGAAUUGCAAGUUCGUAGACCACCAAUAAUUAGCGACAACUCGACUCAAUCUUUAGUAGUUAGCGAGGGACAACCUGUUAUGCUAGAAUGCUAUGCCAGUGGCUUUCCACCACCAAGAAUAUCUUGGCAUAGAGAGAACAAUGCCAUUUUACCUACCGGAGGAUCAAUUUAUCGUGGUAAUACAUUAAAAAUAUCUGCCAUACGAAAAGAGGAUCGUGGAACAUAUUACUGUGUUGCUGAAAAUGGCGUUGGACGUGGUGCUAGACGUAAUAUCAAUGUGGAGGUUGAAUUUGCGCCGGUAAUAACAGCUCCGAGGCCACGACUCGGACAAGCUUUGCAGUAUGAUAUGGAUUUGGAAUGUCACGUAGAGGCGUAUCCUCCACCAGCUAUUACUUGGGUCAAAGAUGAUAUACAAUUGUCGAAUAAUCAGCAUUACAGUAUAUCACAUUUCGCAACCGCAGACGAAUAUACCGAUACAACAAUUCGAGUUAUUACCAUAGAAAAACGGCAAUAUGGAGAAUACGUAUGUCGGGCAGCCAAUAAAUUGGGCAGUGCUGAAACAAAAGUUGAGCUUUUUGAAACCAUUAUCCCUGUUUGCCCACCAGCUUGUGGUCAAGCUCAUUAUGGAACUGGUGUAAUUCCAGUUGCUUCCAGACCUUUGAUAGUUCUAGUUUUAUUAAUUACAAUAAUGAGAGAUUUCCAUGCCAAAUAUUAACUACCCAGGCCUUCAAUGGGCAGCAGCAAACAGGUGCGACCUCUUAAAAUGGCUCUAUAUCAUUAGCUUUAUUGUUGUCGCAAUAAUGCUAUAAGACCAAAACUUAAGCUAUAAAGGCCUCAAUUAAUGUUUUACUAAUUAAUCUUGUCUAUUUCAUCACACGAUUUUUAUAGUUAUUUACGAACGGAGUGAUUUAUAUUAUUGAUAAAAAACAUGCGUGUUGUAACAUUUGUGGCGUUUGUAUCGCCACAAUGCAAUUGUUAAUACAAUUUUAAUAUCAUUAUUUUCAUAUUUUAAACACACUACAGUUUUUUUACGAUACUUUCAUUUUUAGAAUCAAUUUUUAUGUAUAUAUAUAGAUAUGUUAUAUAAUUUUUAUUGAAAUUUUCAUAUCAAUCUCUAUAUUAUAUACAUUUUCUUUAAAUCUCUACGAUUGAUCUUGUCUCCUUAUAUUGUGCGUAAUUAUGCUGCUCAAUUUUUACAAAUCGUACAUCGAAGAGUUUUAACUUUAUUGAAACUGAUAUUAAACAGAAAUGAGAAUAGAUUAGUAGAAUAGAAGAAAAUGUAUGAUAAUAAAUGUAACAUGAUUUUUAUCUAUCAUGCUGAUUUGCUACUUGUUAACAUUUUAAUUAUUACAAAAUAACUUUCAUACUCAACUUCUGAAUAGAGAUCAAUAAUAUACAAAAACGUUGGCAAUAUAUAAAUUAUAGCAUUCCAGUACACAUUUAUGAUGAUACACGAUAUUAUGUAACGUCGCGUGCAGAUAGCAUGACAAACAUCUUUUGGUCUCACUGCCAACUGAUAAAAGAUGAAAAGAAGCAAAGAAUAAUGACGUUAUAAAAAACAUAAUAUUAUCUUAUUACCUUAUAAAUAGUCAUUGGUAGUUACAAAUCGACAAUAUGGAUUUGUUAAUAUUAUAUAGAAGAAACCUGAUGGUAGAAAUAUCCAGCUGUUAAUAUAAAAAGGUUUGAAACGUCAUGAACAAAGAAAACAAUGUUGAUGUUAGUGCCUUGUUCGUGAUAAAGUGUAAUUCGUAUUACAAGUAAAAUUAUAAAUGUGUAUAGUUUUUAGGCAAUAUAUUAUUUGUAUUUAUGUAUGUUACUUGUACGUACAUAAAUAAGAUAACAUUUAAUGUGUUUUAUCAGGCACAUAUUUCUUGCUAAACUAUUUACUCUGCACACUUAUAACUAAAUUUUUUUUUUUUAACAAGGCAUAUCAUGAUAUAUAACCCCCAAUAAGUAAAAAUAGGAAUAUAGAAUCUCAAUAAAAUAAGAGGAUCCCCGCGUGCGUCAAGUUUUUAUAUACUCUUUACAAAUUUAUACGAUUUUAUACUUGUUAAUAUUGUAAUUUGUAUUUGAAUCUCGACGCCAUGAUACUCAUAAUAUCUGUAAUAACUGUAGUAUUAUUUAUAUACGUUGUAAUACAAUUUAUAUGUAUACUGUCAAAUAUAUUAUGGCUUUAAUAUUAUAA
This is a messenger RNA of Formica exsecta, 2878 nucleotides long. It is a transcript of the gene Lac, whose product is annotated as lachesin. The transcript has 6 exons. The record is from RefSeq and is a predicted model, not a curated record. NCBI's taxonomy places the organism in Eukaryota, Metazoa, Arthropoda, Insecta, Hymenoptera, Formicidae. Gene Ontology annotation, cellular component: neuron projection. Bases 326 to 1408 code for a protein of 360 amino acids.